CAGGAAACCCCGUCCCCACGCAGAGGAGGAAGCCCGACAGCCCGGCCGAGCACGGAGCAGCACCGAUAGCAUUUUUAUUAUUAUUUAUAUUUAUUUAUUUUAUCUCUCUGCAAACAGAGGAGCGACGGCAGGCACGGCCCAACCCGCGCCGCGGCGAGCAGCGGGGCCGGUGGUGGCACAGCCCCAGUGCAGCCAUGGGGCAGAAAUGCAUGGAGAAGGUGUCCUCCUUCCUCUUCGAGUACGACACCCCUCGGAUGGUGCUGGUGAGGAACAAGAAGGUGGGACUGACCUUCCGGCUGAUCCAGCUCAUCGUCCUGGCGUACAUCAUCGGGUGGGUUUUCCUCUACGAGAAGGGCUACCAGUCGCAGGACAGCAUCGUCAGCUCGGUGUCGGUGAAGCUCAAAGGCAUAACGCUGACCAACGAGAGCGUCCUGGGCCCGCACAUCUGGGACGUGGUGGAUUACGUUUUCCCACCGCAGGGGGACAACUCUUUCGUGGUGAUGACCAACUUCAUUAUCACCCCUGGACAGAAACAAGGAACCUGCCCGGAGCUGCCGGAUGCCGGGAGUUGCACGAGGGACAGCAACUGCAGCAAGGGGACCUACAGCCGCGAGGGACAAGGGCUCAGGACGGGCAGGUGUGUGAAUUUCAACAGCUCAGUGAAGACCUGCGAGAUCUUUGGCUGGUGCCCUGUUGAAGUUGACUACCACGUUCCCAACCCUGCCCUCCUGUCAGAAGCGGAGAAGUUCACCUUGUUCAUCAAGAACAGCAUCACCUUCCCCAGGUUCAAGGUGUCCAGGCGCAACUUGGUGGAGAGCGUCACCAAGGAUUACCUGAAGAAGUGCACGUACCACAAAGUCACCGACUCCCUGUGCCCCGUGUUUGGCCUGGGCUACGUGGUGAAGGAAUCGGGCCAGAAUUUCACUGUCCUGGCCGUUAAGGGCGGAGUGGUGGGCAUCACCAUCGACUGGAACUGCGACCUCGACUGGCCUGUCCGGCACUGCAAGCCUGUUUACCAGUUCCAUGGCCUCUACAAUGACGAUAGUAACGUCUCGCCAGGCUUCAACUUCAGGUACGCCAAAUACUACAAAGAAGAUGGGACAGACAAGAGGACCCUGUACAAGGUGUUCGGGAUCCGGUUCGACAUCCUGGUGAACGGCAAGGCAGGCAAAUUUGACAUCAUCCCCACCAUGACCACAAUCGGCUCUGGAAUUGGUAUUUUUGGAGUGGCCUCUGUGCUCUGCGACCUGCUCCUGCUGCAUUUCCUCCAAGGCCGGGACUACUACAAGCAGAAGAAAUUCAAGUACGCGGAACAGGAGCCUUCAAAGUCACAUAAGAAAGGGAAGGAGCUGGACAACACGCAGUGAGAGCAUCCACGCUGACCGACAAACCUGCACCUUCCUCCUCCUCCUCCUCCUCUUCCUCUCCCAAAACACAGCCGUCAUCCCCAGCCCCGGCCCCAAGGCCAGCAGGAGCAGCAUCCAACGCCAGCUCACGUGAACGCAGCACCCUGCAGCCAGGGCAGGAUCUGGCCGGCCCAGCGCCCUGCAUCUGGCAAGGCUUGCUGUGAUGCCGGGGUGGGUGACACCUGCACGGGGCACAGGGGCCCUACACUUGCUACAGCACCCACAGGACCUCCACCAGCCCUGCCUGGGGUGCCAGGGCCGUGCUGGGGUAUCCUGCACCCCGAGCCCUUACAGGAGAGCAUCGCUGCCUUCCCUUCCCCAGCAGUGCCCCUGAGUGGCUCCGGAUUGAGGAGAGGGGAGUGGAAGGAGAGCUGGCAAGAACCAUGCCCCAGUCCCCCAGCAUGGGAAAGAAAGGGUUAUUUUGUGAGAAUGUAUUUUAUUAGAAAAAUAAACCUUUAGUUUUUCUACUACA
Messenger RNA from Anas platyrhynchos (mallard), 1878 nucleotides. RefSeq names its product purinergic receptor P2X 1 (gene P2RX1). Gene Ontology annotation, biological process: calcium ion transmembrane transport; response to ATP. The record is from RefSeq and is a predicted model, not a curated record. Gene Ontology annotation, molecular function: purinergic nucleotide receptor activity; extracellularly ATP-gated monoatomic cation channel activity; ATP binding. Gene Ontology annotation, cellular component: plasma membrane. NCBI's taxonomy places the organism in Eukaryota, Metazoa, Chordata, Aves, Anseriformes, Anatidae.